AUGUCUCGCCCGCACACUCCGCUCACCUCUCCCGACACCCCGGCGACCCCAAAGAGGCGAGCAGUCGUCUUAGAGUCUCCUUUUAUUCUAGAAGGUCCCGCGACCGACGAUGGGAACACUCCCAGAAAGCGGCUCAAGACAGGAACCUCGAUUUCUACGACUUUGAAACUGAACGCGCGCGCUGACAUCCAUGACAUUCUGGUUCUUAACAAUCCCUCGUUGUCCAAGAAGCGCGACGUCUGCGUUGUAUCAGGCAUGACCGAUGAGAUGGAUGUCAUCGAAUAUUCGCAUGUUGUUGCUCGCACGACUCGGCCAGCGACGCUCGAUAAAUGUGAAUGGUGCUGGGGGAUGGAUUACUACACCCUCAAUCUGGACACGCGCAAGAAUCUCCAGUCACUGCGCGUCAACCUCCAUAGGUUCUUCGAUAUGCCCCAAACGGGUUGGUUAUGGGUACCAACGGAUCUUGACAUCAUGACUAGAUUCGAAAAUGCCUACAAAGUUAACACUCGUAAGAAACCAACUGAGCUCUACGAGGUCGAAGAGACCAAAUUUUCCUACUACCUUGUUGCAGCCCCCCAGAUGUCGAAUCGCCAUAUAUCCAUAUACGACCCUUCACUGAAAUCCAACGAUCCUGUUGCUUUCCAGCGUCACUUUUACCCCUUCACUACGCUCCCAAAAUUUGAGAUCAACGUUCAUCCGCACUUCGUGAUAUUCAACACCGGAUUCAAGCUGGAGCAGAUUUUUGGGUCAGGCGCCGUUCUUGCUAUCGCGACGCUCUCGAAUUACUUUAAUAUCACCGGUUCCCUCGUAUACUCAUUGAAGAGUUGCUAUGACGUAUAUCGUGUAUGGAUGUCGGCUUCGCCACCUGAGGCCUUUCUGCACUCCGAAAACCGUCACUGGGAAGACCUAGAUGCGGCCCGCAGGCCAGCCGGCACAUCGUCUUCUGGAAAGAGUGAAGCCGGUGGUAGUCGCAGCGCGGGGAGGAACACGCGAAAUACGAAUCCUGGUCCCCUUGGUGGUGGUGGUGGCUCUUCCACUGUCGAUCGAGAGACUGUGCCGCUUGGGACCGACACCCCAGAUGACUUUGUUGAUACGGAACUCGUGAUGCCAGAUGACUCUAUAUCUCUCUUACUAGGCGAUGAUGAUGAAUCUCAGAGUCAUCAAGCGAGAGAGGAAGAGGAGGAGGAGGAUCAUGAGGCCUUCUUUCGUGGAGUCGAGAAGUGGGCGGAGGAUGUAUGUGAAGCAGCCGAAGAUGGUGCUUCUGAUCAUGAUCAUGAUUCGUCAGACUCGGACACCUCCAGCCAUAAUAAGACCCUCAUUGGCAAUACCCCUCCAUCUAAGUGCGGCGAACUCGAAGACGUGACGAUGACGGACGUUUCGCUGAAGAUUGGCUUGACGGAGACUAGUCACCAACCACCCAUAUUUCACUCCUUCUGGGACACUUACUAG
Molecule: messenger RNA, 1449 nt
Organism: Pleurotus ostreatus (oyster mushroom)
Lineage: Eukaryota; Fungi; Basidiomycota; Agaricomycetes; Agaricales; Pleurotaceae
Exons: 4
Coding region: 1-1449 (482 amino acids)
Source: RefSeq, a predicted model, not a curated record